GCCAGUUGUACAAUUAUUUUACCAUACUACAACAUCCAUGAUGCACGACGGCCGAGUCGGUAAUGACGUCAAAAACCUCGCAAGGAGGGAGAAUCAAACGCAACGUUUUAGGAUUCCGUAACCAACAACGGUUACGACUGGAAAAAAAAUGCAGAGAACUACCAGGCUGAAGCGUGAACUUCAACUGUUGAGCACCGAGCCCCCGCCAGGAAUUUCCUGCUGGCAAACCGAAGGGCAGAUUGAUGACCUGAGAGCUCAAAUCGUAGGUGGUGCGAACACGCCUUAUGACGGUGGUCUGUUUUCACUGGAGAUAAAAGUUCCUGAACGGUACCCAUUUGAGCCUCCAAAGAUGCGUUUCCUGACCCCUAUUUACCACCCUAACAUUGACAAUGCUGGACGCAUUUGCCUUGAUGCUCUGAAGCUACCACCCAAGGGUGCCUGGAAGCCUUCGCUCAACAUCGCCACUGUGCUGUCCUCCAUCCAGCUGCUCAUGGGGGAGCCCAACCCCGAUGACCCCCUCAUGGCUGACAUCUCUUCAGAAUACAAGUACAACAAGCAGCUUUACUUGGAGAAAGCCAAGAGGUGGACUGAGAAACAUGCCAUUCAACGGAACAAGGGCGUUGAGGAGACUGAGGGAACAGCACUAGGCAGGCUGGAUAUAACCUGCCGCAAAAGACCAGCUCUGCAUUCAGAGGAACACCAGGAUGACUCGAAGAAGGUCUUCAUGUAACUCCAGGCUCCAUCGUUCAUUUGGCUGUUUAUAUAUUGUAUGUUAUAUUAUUGUACAUCUCUCCUAUGUCUUCUGAAAACUAUAGUGGUGUGUGCUUUGUGUUUGUUGUGUAAUUUUUGUAUUUCAUAUUAACUGCUUUGUUUGCCUGCUUAAUGUUGAACAUUAAAAUCUAAAUCUGUAAUUUUCCAUCAUAUUUGUAUUUUACAUUACACACGUCUGCAUGUAUUUCAGAUGUUUGGGGAUAGAAGAAUGGAGACCAUUUUAAACAAAAUCUUUAGCAUCAAGGUUGUGAGAAUAUAUCUUUGUUCUUCUGAAGUUCUUACAAUGAUGAGCCUAAAUGCAUUUAGUAUAAUUGUAGUCAAAUUAUGGAGUGACCUAGUGGUGUUCUAAUCCAAAACAUAAUGUAAAGAUUGUUAGAAUAUUAAUUGGGCAAUCUACAUUAUAUACAUUUUUUUUGUUUCACAUAAGCAUAGGCUGCCCUUUCUGUAAAAGCGCUGCUCUACUUUUUAAAUAUUUGAGUCUAGUGUUCAGCUUCAUUAUCACGUACAAUGUUUCAACAAUCACAAAUGGACCAAUAACUUAUAAUGCAUGUGCGUAAAGUAUUUUAAUAAUAUGAAACUAAUAAUCUUUUCAUACUUGUAUAAAUUGUUUACAGAGGUUUGAAAAUAUGUACAUCCAAAAUAAAUCUGUUUUGUACAACUAA
Messenger RNA from Conger conger (European conger), 1433 nucleotides. It is a transcript of the gene ube2t, whose product is annotated as ubiquitin-conjugating enzyme E2T (putative). The transcript is spliced from 7 exons. NCBI's taxonomy places the organism in Eukaryota, Metazoa, Chordata, Actinopteri, Anguilliformes, Congridae. Bases 149 to 730 code for a protein of 193 amino acids. The record is from RefSeq and is a predicted model, not a curated record.